CACUCCCGCGCACCGGAGUCGAGCGCUCAUUUGACGCUCACACCCCGCCCACCCCUCCCCCCGUCCCAGCCAAAGCACGCCUGCUCAGCAGUGGCGGCGGCGAUAGGCCCAUCCUAAAUUGCUUGAAUGUUUUCGCCGACAUCAAACUCGCCCAUGCUUGCCAACUCGGGCUUGAAUAACCCAGGCGAUCUCGAUGGAACAAUCAACCCCGCCUCGUUGAACCCGACCGGCACCUAUAUGCCCGCCAAUCAACACCACAUGCCCUUCUCGCCGCCAGCUACGGCUACAUCCGAGUACCAUACGGACUCUAAGCCGCGAACCUCUCUGGAGAACGUCAGUCCUCGCGGACUGAAGCGAAGUAGAUCUCCCGACAACCAUAAUCAUGGUCCGGGUGGCGAUCUCAGUGUCAGUGCAGUCCCGACCGAGGACCCUCCACGAAGGAAACGGGGCCGUCCCCCGAAGAACAAGAAUGCUAUACCUGUCAGUCCACAGAUGCAGGCCGCAUCCACCCAGCAGCAGCAGCAACAGCAUCAGCAACAGCAUCAACAGCAACAACAGCAGCCGCAGCAACAGCAACAGCCCCACCUCCCGCCGCAACAGCACCAGCAACGACAACAUCCACCGCCACCGCAAUCGACGAUUGGAACUCCUCAGGUCCAGCACGCAGCCGUCGCUCUUCCCACCCCACCCAAACCGACACCCCCAAAGACGACUACGGUCAAAGCAUUACCCACCGUGCGGGACCAUACCACUGACCAGUUGACCCCGGAGGGAGAUGAAUACAUCCCGCGCGAAACGGACGAUGCGGGCGAUAAAAAGGUGAUGAUGACGGGCCACCUUCUGGGUGGGAGAGAAUAUCGGUGCAGGACUUUCCACGUUCCGAACCGAGGGGACAAGCUCUUCAUGCUGGCGACCGAAUGCGCUAGGGUCCUUGGUUAUAGGGAUUCCUACCUGCUGUUCAACAAGAAUAGAUCGUUGUUCAAGAUUAUUGCGACCCAGGCCGAAAAGGAUGAUCUGAUCCAACAGGAGUUGCUGCCCUACUCGUAUCGCUCGCGACAGAUCGCGAUUGUCACUGCGCGGAGCAUGUUCAGGCAGUUUGGCAGUCGGGUGAUCGUGAACGGGCGACGUGUCCGGGACGAUUAUUGGGAGAUGAAGGCCAAGAAGCAAGGGUUUACAGAGGACGAUCCAGCAGGAGAGAAGAGACCCGGCGCAGCAAAGCAGAGAGCGGCCGCUGCCAGCGAGCAAGCUGCGCAGCAAGCGGCACAGGCGAGCCAGCAACCGCAACCGACGCCCCAAGGCGGCAACACGGAACCCGCCGCCGCCACGUUGUACACGCAUGAAUCGGUGCAGCUCGAGCAGCAACCUCAGCCACAGAUGGUCCAGCCAGGCCUCGGAGGACCCGCGCCGGUCAACCUGGCUCCGCUGCCUAUGAUUCACGUCAUGCCGCAGGAAGAGAGGACAUCGAAGGAGUUGUACAAUGUGCCUCGCCCAAGACACGAGAUCUCGGGACCGCCGUAUCAAGAUCGGUCCUCGAACAUACCCAUGACGCAGAUUAUGGAUCAGGCCCAUCAAACCGCCGAGUUCAACAAAAAUCUGACGCAGGGACGAGCCAUGCGGACGAAGAUGUACGACAACAUGUACAAGAAGUCGCCUCCACCCCAGCAGCGCAUCACUAGCCCGCCAUUGGCUGCCAACCACACACCCCAGCACACUACCCCGCAGCCUCAACACCACGCACAGAUGCACCCGCAGCAACCGCCAUCGAUGAUGAGCCCGCAGCAGCUAUCCUCGCUAAAUCAUCAACAUCAACAGGCUCAGCAGGCCCAGCAACAAGCUCAGCAACAGGCCCAGCAACAGGCGCAGGCUCAGCAGCAGCACCAGCAGGCUCAGCAGCACCAACAGCCCCAGCAGCAAUCGCAACCGCAGCAGCAGCAAUUGCAUCCGAUGAACACGCUGAUCCAGCACUCCCCUGUCCGGCCAACGCAGGGCAUCAAACCAGAACAGCUGCAUAACCCCGCUGCAGGUGGCUACCUGCCGCAAGGUGCAUACUUCCAUCCGACCCAGCCACAAUCGGGUCACCCGCAGCACCACCCCCACAGCAACAGACACAAUGGUGGAGCGGUGCUUAGGUCUGACGGUGGCUAAAGUGGUGUGGUUGACUGUCGACGAGGAUUGUAUCAGGUGACGCUUGGCUGGAUGAUGUUGUGGUCGUCGUCUCUCGCGG
This is a messenger RNA of Tricharina praecox, 2224 nucleotides long. RefSeq names its product chromatin remodelling complex Rsc7/Swp82 subunit-domain-containing protein. The record is from RefSeq and is a predicted model, not a curated record. The coding region runs from base 127 to 2145 and encodes 672 amino acids. Gene Ontology annotation, cellular component: nucleus. The transcript is spliced from 3 exons. Gene Ontology annotation, molecular function: chromatin DNA binding. NCBI's taxonomy places the organism in Eukaryota, Fungi, Ascomycota, Pezizomycetes, Pezizales, Pyronemataceae.